AUGUCCAAUCAGCCGAGCCAGACGCCAACAACGAAUAACCCUUCUCGCCGCCAAGCACUCAACGCUUGCGAAGCUUGUCGAAAAAGAAAGACAAAAUGUGACGAGAGGAAACCUGCUUGUGCUCGAUGCACGCGCUUGGGUCUUGAGUGCAUGUACAUUGAGACUGUCGCGGCUAAGAAGAACCUUUCGAUCGAGGAGCUGACGGGUACCUUGAAACGCAUGGACGAGAAACUCGAUGUCCUCACAGCUUUCGCCCAACCUCAAGCGCCUACGACGGCAUCAACUCCGGGAGACAGCCACUUUGCUGCUUUUAGUCCCUUGAAUCUUGGCAGUGCAGGACUUCCUCAAAAUCCUUCAACCCCAUUUCUCGAUACCGGCCGAGUGCUUGAAGAACUCUCACUAUCUCAGCGACAUUCCACCGCGCCACAGCAUCUCCUCACCUGGCCUUGCUCGACUCUGUCAAUGAGCGAACCGGACCUUCAGUACCCGAUGGAGUUGGAGAUAAAUCGACCUAGCUUAUCUCGCUCGACAGUACCACCCCGUUGCCUUGAACCUUCAACUUCACCUAGUGGGGAGCCUUGGCUAUCACGACUGUCCUUGUCUCAAGUCAGCUUACUGACGCAGUCGUAUUUCCAGCACUUCCAUCCGUCAUGCCUCAUCCUGAAUGAGUCUCUCUUCUACUCACAGGUUCUAAGCAACGCCGUUCAGACCAACUUUGCGCCGAACUACAGCUCUCUGUUCUACUCUGCCAAACUUAGGGUAUACGAUGCCUGGCAAGCCAACCAUAAAGCUUGUUGCACUGUCUCAAUACUCGUGCCACUGCAACGCACAUUAGAGGCGCAACAUUGCCAGCUAUUCUGGAUUGCAUAUCUUCAAGAGAGCCAAAUUCUCGCAGAGUUCGACUUUCCAGCCAGCGGGCUUGGGAAGCUCGCGAGCAGCAUGCCUCUACCCGUCGUCCCUGGAGCAGGCGCCGACCCUUGCCAAGCUCAGUACCAGUUCUUCUUCUUAGCUCUGAUUUCAAUGAGAAAGUUGUUAAACCGGAUUUUGUUCCACCUUUAUAGCCGAGACCAUAUCGAAAACCCCGCAAACGUUGAACCAACACAGGCCGAUGAGCCUGCCGCGUUUUUAUCGGUAUCACCUUCGGUGAUGUUCGAGCUCGACCGUCAGCUUGAAGAGUGGAGAACCUGUUUGCCCCAGGGACUCGAGUUUCUACCUUACUCAGAGGCUCAACUUGCAGAAGUCCCCGAAUUUAAUCAGACUCGGUCGACGGAUGAGAGACUGCGAGGCCAUCUGAUGGCUCGCUACUUCGCAGCAAAGUCCAUCAUUCAUCGACCAUACAUCUACAAAACACUGCAUCACGGCGCUACGGCCUCUCUUAGUGAUGCCGACACCGCAGGCGCGCGUACAGCCGUUGGUAGCGCGGUGAUGUCUGUGGUAGCAAGUGGAAUCUUACAUGAGCCGUUGGUACUGUUGCUUCAUCCUAUCAAUUCUUGCAGAAGGUAUGGUACUCCAUCAUAA
Messenger RNA from Fusarium fujikuroi IMI 58289, 1518 nucleotides. RefSeq lists its product as uncharacterized. The record is from RefSeq and is a predicted model, not a curated record. Bases 1 to 1518 code for a protein of 505 amino acids. Gene Ontology annotation, biological process: regulation of DNA-templated transcription. The transcript is spliced from 7 exons. NCBI's taxonomy places the organism in Eukaryota, Fungi, Ascomycota, Sordariomycetes, Hypocreales, Nectriaceae. Gene Ontology annotation, molecular function: zinc ion binding; DNA-binding transcription factor activity, RNA polymerase II-specific.